GGUGUGUAUGUUUGAUCUAAUGGCUCUGUGGUGCCAUGCCUCUGCUGACAGUGGUCCACUCUGAAGGUAAAGGUGGUACAGGACAGUGAGGGAGCGCAGAUCGGGUCUGUAAAUGGAUGGAGGUCAAAGAGGACGAGGAGAGGAGGAAAACUCAGCAGAGCAGUUCACACCAAACCCCAGUUGUUGAUCAGCCCCAGCACACAGGUUGGUCACAGACUCUGAAGACCCUGCGCCUCUGGAAAGGCUGCUCCAGUGUGGCUCCUGUGGUUGUAGUGUGGUCAGUGUGCCAGGUGGAGGCGCCGCUGCACCCCUCUCUGCUGCUGCUGGAUGUGUGCGGCAGGCUCCUGCUGGUGUGUCUGCUGUGGAUGCUUCUGGGAGGCUGUGUCCAUGCCCUGAAGUGCCGCCUGCGGCAAGGGGGGGAGCCUCCACUGAGGAUACAGCAGGAGGUUGUUAUGGAACACAGGAAUGACCAGUAUUUAUGCAUGUCCCCACCGGGGAGCCCGGGCCCUGACGCUGCUCUGGCCCUCACCCUGGCCCUCGCCCUGGUUGACAGUCUGCUGCUGUGUGUGCUCCAUGAGACGCUGCCAGACCCCGGCAUGCCACACAUACAGGCUCUGCUCUCCAGGCUGGAGUCAGUGUCUCACACACUUGAGAACGCUGAUAUCAGGUCUGAGUUGCACCAGGACUCUAUUCUGGCAGACAAAGUGAAGAUUAUCCGCACCUACCUGCAGCAGAGGAUGAGGUCACUGUGUAGACUCGUGCAGGUGCAGGGGGAUUUUGAAGCCAGUGUGAAAGACAUGCUGGAGGGUCUUGGAGGUCUCUGGGCUCAGCUGGAGGAGCUUCACACCGGGGUCACGCUCACCAAAGAGGGGAGCCCCGGAGACCUGGCCUCGGCCCAGACAGACGCAGAGAAUCUGUUUGCAAUCUUGGGGCACUACAGGAACAGACUGCAAUGCUGCCAGGCUCACCUGAAAGACAGCACACAGCUACUGCAGGAGUUAGCCUGGAGUCACACUCAUAUAAGAAACAGCGUGAGCAGCCACAGCGAGUCAGUCUGGCCGGAGCUGCUGCUUCAGACAAACAUUGAGCAGUUUGACAAGGUGCAGGAGGGUUUCCUCUCCCUGGAACAACAGACCACUACGUUCCAGGCCCACCUGGAGGGACUCAGUAAGGAGAGCCAGGAGGGACAUGCGGGGGCCCUCGCUGACGGGGCCCAUUCACGCUCAGUGUCUCCACAGACUUCCCUACAGCUCCACAGUGAUACGGAGCGCAGGAACUCCACCUCUGCCUCCACAUCUGUCUCCUCUAUGGAUGUGGACACGGAAACAGAAAUGGACGGUCCUCUGACACUUUUUGAGAGGUCAGCGCUGAAGUUCUCCUCCACCAUCAGACGGCUGCGUAAAUCUGGGAAGAGGAAGUGACUUUUUAAUCGGACUUGGAACACUCACUAGAGCUUUUAUAAAAAGAACGGUUUUAAUUACCACAUGGGAAUAUCUUCAAAUGUUGAUCAUUUGCUAGUUGCCUAAACAAUCGUAUUUAUUGCUUCCUGUGUUUACAUUCUGUGGCUUUAAGAGUUUUACUACUUCUGUUGCGUUUGUUUUUUUGCAUUUGAAAUACUCUUGGUAGGCAACAGCAGCCUUUUCAUUUACAGAGUAGUUCAAACACAAGGGGGCGCACUGUCACCAGAUAUUACCUUUGGUUGUUACAAGCAUAAAGGACAUCUCACAUCACCUAUUCCAUUAUACUGUCAGACCUAUCAUAUACUGUACAGCCAUGUCAGCUCUGCAUUGAGGGAAUGUUUCCCAGACUUUUUAUUUCAAUCGACUCUUUAGGAGGAAAUCGUUUGACAUGUUCCUCCAACAUAUGGCCCAUGAAUGAGUUUCUGUAAGAUCAGAGCAGUCAACCACAACUUGCGUCUGAAGAAUUUUAUAAUGUGAAGAAUGAGAAUCAGCCAUAUGUUUUUUACAGUAAAUUAUUUGCACGUACUGAGUUCAUUAAGCAUUUGUACUUAAACAGAAUCAUGUAA
Messenger RNA from Gymnodraco acuticeps, 2026 nucleotides. RefSeq lists its product as uncharacterized. NCBI's taxonomy places the organism in Eukaryota, Metazoa, Chordata, Actinopteri, Perciformes, Bathydraconidae. Bases 117 to 1421 code for a protein of 434 amino acids. The transcript has 9 exons. The record is from RefSeq and is a predicted model, not a curated record.